AUGAGAAUAGGAGCAAUUCCAGUGGUAACUACAAAUGGAGAAUGGAAGAGAGAUUAUGAGAAUGUCUGUGAAGAAGGCAGAGGGACGGGAGAAGCGGAGGUCUGGGGGAGGAGAAGGAAGAAGAAGAAGAAGCGAAGAAGCGAAGCAGCAGGAAAAAUGGGCGAGCAGCUCAAUUGGUACUAG
Uncinocarpus reesii 1704 is the source of this 183-nucleotide messenger RNA. RefSeq lists its product as uncharacterized. The transcript has a single exon. The record is from RefSeq and is a predicted model, not a curated record. NCBI's taxonomy places the organism in Eukaryota, Fungi, Ascomycota, Eurotiomycetes, Onygenales, Onygenaceae. Bases 1 to 183 code for a protein of 60 amino acids.